AUGACGACGAUCCCGACACCGUCGAGUAUCUGCUACGUGCUGUCUACGGCAUUGGACUACACGCUGGAUCAAGACACUUCGGACACUAGAAGGUCAGGCCUCGUUCACGACGUGCUUAUGUUCUUCGUCGCCGGAAAGUAUCUUGUGCGGCUAUUGCAAGACCUUGCAGCGUCGCGCUCUGAGGAUUGUGUCGCAGACGACUGA
This is a messenger RNA of Baudoinia panamericana UAMH 10762, 204 nucleotides long. RefSeq lists its product as uncharacterized. The transcript has a single exon. Bases 1 to 204 code for a protein of 67 amino acids. The record is from RefSeq and is a predicted model, not a curated record. Lineage: Eukaryota; Fungi; Ascomycota; Dothideomycetes; Mycosphaerellales; Teratosphaeriaceae.